This is a messenger RNA of Saccostrea echinata, 1420 nucleotides long. Its product is annotated as putative nuclease HARBI1. The record is from RefSeq and is a predicted model, not a curated record. The coding region runs from base 169 to 1206 and encodes 345 amino acids. NCBI's taxonomy places the organism in Eukaryota, Metazoa, Mollusca, Bivalvia, Ostreida, Ostreidae. The transcript has 2 exons.
CGGUUGCGUAUCUCUGGUUUAAACCUUCGAUCAAUGAUUCCGGGUUUAAAUCACGGUUUAUGCGUUGCACACAGGUAAGGCUUAGGUGAGUACGGCUCAGAAUUACGGUAAAUUCUGAACCUGCUAUAGGGGUGGUUUAAACCCAGCUUCGUAUUUUUGUGGGAAAUAAUGGCGGAGUAUUUGGAUGAAGUAGACAGGUUUGACCUUGUAGAAAGAUUGAUAAGGAGAGAACAAAUUAUUAGAGAUAGACUUAAUCCUAUCACUUAUUACAAUGACACAGAUUUUAUUGAUAGAUUUCGACUUAGCAAAGAGGCUAUUUUGUCUAUUCUAGACGAUAUUAGUGGUGACUUGGGAGAUGGAAUUUUGCACACCUCAUCCAUCUCUCCAUUGAAUCAACUUCUAAUAACUUUGAGAUAUUAUGCAACUGGCAAUAUGUUAUCGGUAAGCGGGGAUUUGUUUGGGGUGCAUAAAUGUACUGUGUCAAGAAUCAUAAAGAAAGUUUCACGUGCAAUAGCCUCUUUGUACAACGCACACAUAGAAUUUCCUUCUGGAAAUAGAAUUUUAGAUGUGCAAAGAGCGUUUAUGCAACAGAGUAAUAUACCUGGUAUUGUAGGAUUAAUAGAUUGUACCCACAUUCCAGUUAUUUCUCCAGGAGGAGAUAAUGCUGAACUUUUUAGAAAUAGAAAAGGAUAUUUCUCAAUUAAUGUACAGGCAAUCUGUGAUCAUGAACUCAAACUUACUAAUGUUGUGGUACGUUGGCCAGGCAGUACACAUGACAGUAGAAUUUUUGAUAAUUCUAAUAUUUGUGCUAAGUUCGAACGCAGAGAAAUUAAUGGAAUUUUGCUCGGUGACAAUGGAUACCCACUGCGGCAUUAUCUUGUAACUCCAGUUCUCACUCCAAACUCUAGAGAGGAGAGAAGAUUCAAUUUUGCUUUAUGCAAUACACGUGUCAAAAUUGAAAACGUUUUUGGCAUAUUGAAAAGACGAUUUCCCUGUUUGCGACAGCAGCUUCGACUAAAACUUCAAACAAAUAUAACAGUGAUUACUGCCUGUUGUGUGUUAUAUAACAUAGCAAGGGAACUUUCAAUUCCUCUACCAAAUGAAGAUGAAAGUGAUGAAAUUGACCAGGUUCCUGUACCUGUGCUACAGAAUCGCAAUCAAGGAGGCAGGGCCCUACGUUCAAUUCUGAUUCGUAAUUUCAGAUAAAGAUUUUAAACAUGUUCUACUUCUGCCAUCUCCAAGAGCCUGCUUUUAACCUGUUCUUGUUUCCCUUGGAGCCUUCUCUUAACUGAUGGUGCUGUUGUGGAUGCGGAACUAGACGAGGAGGUGUUAUUGGAUUCGGUGACACAAUUUGCCUGUGUGGAUAAAUAAUUCUUAAUUUCAACUAUUAUUGGGAACUUUUUUCAACAUUCAAAUGUAG